AUGCGGUUCUACUCCAACCUCGACCUCUUCCAGUCUUCGGCGGCCAGCUGGCGUGACAACGUCUUCCUCGACAUGGCGCCGGAGCCGGCGCAGCCGGAGGAGCUGCCGGAGUCCCUCAGGCACUACGUUGGUGCGGUGAGGAAGCUUGCGGUGUGGGUGUUCGAGCUGCUGUCGGAGUCGCUGGGGCUGGCCAGCGACCGCCUCGCCGAGAUGGGCUGCGGGGAGAGCCUCAAGGUGGCGUGCAACUACUACCCGCCGUGCCCGGAGCCGCACCUCACCCUCGGCAACACCAAGCACACGGACCCGACUUUCCUCACCGUCCUCCUGCAGGACGCCGUGGGCGGCCUGCAGCUUGUCAGCAAUAAUGGGCGGUUCAGGAGCGUGGAGCACCGAGUUCUGGCGAACCAGAGCGCUGACACGGCAAGGGUCUCCGUGGCGGCUUUCGUUGACGUGGGAAGAUCCAUGAGGCAGUAUGGCCCCAUCCAAGAGCUCACGUCGCCGGACGGUGGCAACCCCCCGAUCUACAGGAGCGUCAUGGUUGAAGAGUUCAUCGCGCACUUUUACAGGAAAGGCAGCGAGCAGACUCGCCCUAGACUCGAUUACUUCAAGCUGGAGUAG
This is a messenger RNA of Miscanthus lutarioriparius, 618 nucleotides long. The record is from the annotation of a GenBank genome assembly. Lineage: Eukaryota; Viridiplantae; Streptophyta; Magnoliopsida; Poales; Poaceae.